GGCCUGGCGGCCAGCUGAGAGCCGGCUUCAGGGCCUGCGGGGGCGGGCGGCGCCGGUGCCCUGCGGAGCGGGGGCGGGCUCAGCGCGGCCCGACCCGGCCCGACGCCCUCGGCCCCCGGGCUUCGCUGCGGGCCGAGCCAUGGAGCGCCCUGCGCCCAGAGAGGUGCGCAUGAGCCAGGCCAUCCAGCCCGCGCACGCCAACCUGCGCGGCGAGCUGAGCGCGGGGCAGCUGCUCAAGUGGAUCGACGCCACCGCCUGCCUGGCGGCUGAAAAACAUGCUGGGGUUUCCUGUGUUACAGCCUCAGUGGAUGACAUACAAUUUGAGGAGACAGCUAGAAUUGGACAAGUUAUAACCAUCAAAGCAAAAGUUACCAGAGCAUUCAGCACAAGCAUGGAGAUCAGCAUCAAGGUCAUAGUACAGGACAUGUUCACUGGUAUUGAGAAACUUGUUAGUGUGGCUUUCUCUACAUUUGUAGCCAAACCAGUUGGAGAAGAAAAGAUUCAUUUAAAACCAGUCACACUUCUAACUGAGCAAGAUCAUGUGGAACAUAAUCUGGCUUCUGAGAGAAGGAAAGUUCGAUUACAUCAUGAGGAUACCUUUAAAAACUUGAUGAAGGAAAACAAGUUUGACGAUCCCAUCUGUGACGAAGAGGAAGGAAUGGUUCCCACAAGUGGCACAUCUGUUCAGAGCAUUGAACUUGUCCUCCCACCCCAUGCAAACCAUCAUGGAAAUACAUUUGGUGGCCAAAUUAUGGCUUGGAUGGAGACCGUGGCUACUAUUUCUGCAAGCCGCCUCUGUCAGGCACACCCCCUUCUGAAGUCCGUGGACAUGUUUAAGUUCCGGGGACCGUCUACUGUUGGAGACCGGCUUGUUUUCAAUGCCAUUGUCAACAAUACAUUUCAGACCUGUGUGGAAGUGGGAGUGCGCGUGGAAGCCUUUGACUGUCAGGAGUGGUCUAAGGGCCAAGGCCGUCACAUCAACAGUGCUUUUCUCAUUUAUAAUGCUGUCGAUGAUAAGGAAGAACUGGUCACAUUUCCCAGAAUCAAACCCAUGUCAAAGGACGAUUUUAGACGGUAUCAUGGAGCUAUUGCCCGCAAGAGAAUUCGCCUAGGCAGAAAAUACGUUAUUUCCCACAAAGAAGAGGUUCCACUUUGUGUACACUGGGACAUAAGCAACCAGGUAGCCCUGAGUAACGCCAAUGUGGAGGCUCUCAACAAUCUGGCAGCCAGAAGUGGCUGGGAGGUUACCAGUGCGGUGGAAAAGAUAAAAAUAUAUACCCUGGAAGAGCAUGACAUUUUAUCUGUUUGGGUUGAAAAGCAUGUGGAAAGACCAGCACACGUGACUUAUCAUCUCUUGUCUGACUUUACCAAGAGACCUUUGUGGGACCCCCAUUAUGUGUCCUGCGAAGUCAUAGACUGGGUGAGUGAAGCUGAUCAGAUAUAUUAUAUCACUUGUCCUGUAGUGAGUGGUGACAAACCCAAAGACUUGGUAGUACUUGUAUCACGAAGAAGGCCUCUCAAAGAUGGUGACACGUACACGGUGGCAAUGAAAUCGGUUAUUCUACCAUCAGUCCCACCUUCUCCACGGUACAUCAGAAGUGAAAUCAUCUGUGCUGGAUUUCUCAUCCAUGCUAUUGACAGCAGUUCCUGUACCGUGUCCUACUUCAACCAGAUUUCUGCUAGCAUCUCUCCUUACUUUGCUGGAAAUCUUGGUGGCUGGUCAAAAUCCAUCGAAGAGACAGCAGCCUCUUGUAUACAAUUCAUAGAGAAUGCUACUGAUGAUGGGUUGAUAAACAGAUUUUAAAUGGUAAACUUCCAAUUACCUGUAAUUUUAUUUCCCACCUUUAAUUCCAAGUACCCUUAGCCCUGACACUUGGCAAGGUUUUGGGCCACAAAAUAAUUUAAUAUUGGCCUAGGCAAAACACAGUUAGGAAGGGGUUAAAAAAUAAAAUUCAUCUCAGGUCAAAUACCAGUGAUUUGGAUCGUAUUAUUAAAAGAGCUUUA
Neomonachus schauinslandi (Hawaiian monk seal) is the source of this 2004-nucleotide messenger RNA. RefSeq names its product acyl-CoA thioesterase 12 (gene ACOT12). NCBI's taxonomy places the organism in Eukaryota, Metazoa, Chordata, Mammalia, Carnivora, Phocidae. Gene Ontology annotation, molecular function: acetyl-CoA hydrolase activity; lipid binding. The coding region runs from base 140 to 1804 and encodes 554 amino acids. The transcript has 15 exons. Gene Ontology annotation, cellular component: extracellular exosome. The record is from RefSeq and is a predicted model, not a curated record.